Corythoichthys intestinalis (scribbled pipefish) is the source of this 4128-nucleotide messenger RNA. RefSeq names its product TAF5-like RNA polymerase II, p300/CBP-associated factor (PCAF)-associated factor (gene taf5l). The record is from RefSeq and is a predicted model, not a curated record. NCBI's taxonomy places the organism in Eukaryota, Metazoa, Chordata, Actinopteri, Syngnathiformes, Syngnathidae. Gene Ontology annotation, biological process: regulation of DNA-templated transcription. Gene Ontology annotation, cellular component: nuclear protein-containing complex; histone acetyltransferase complex. The coding region runs from base 1395 to 2894 and encodes 499 amino acids. The transcript is spliced from 5 exons. Gene Ontology annotation, molecular function: transcription coactivator activity; protein binding.
GCUGUGUUGGUUAUUAUUAUAGCAGAGAAGACAGCAUUAAAUCAACAACAAGUAAACUGUGACCUGAUCUACCCACAGUCUCGAGAUCUGAUGGACUCGAAAAGUAAGUUACGAAUGCACAUUAUUUUGAAAAUCGACCGUAUCCACUGUAGUUUUACACUAGCUACUUCCGGUCCGCCCGAUCCUACCUAGUAGUAUUGACGCAGGAGGGCCGUGGCUCGCGUCAAUUAAUAAACUGCUGUUCUUUUUCGCGUGCGACGCGAUGAGCCGCUUCUGGAGUGUGUCUAAAACGCGGCCGCACUGCGACUGGUGUGCACUGGCUGAUUGACUUUAACGGCCGUGUUUCACUGCGUUAUCGCGGCAUCAUCGUUGACGCGCCAUUGACGUGCCUAGUGUGUUAGUUGCCACAGCACACGAUGAAGGGCACAUUUGUGCCUUUGAUCGUAGAGCUACCAAACUUCUAUGGCAAGAUCAAAGCUACAAACCUGUCAGUCAUCAUCAAACUUUGAGUACCAAACGCAAGCUGAACAGUUUGGCCGCACUGCUUAACAGGAGGUAGCGUGUGGCGCUGUACGAGCAUGAAGCAGAAAAACACAUAUUUUUAAAAUUAUAACCCAAUGCUUUUCACCCUUUAAGAAAUCUGACCUUUUCAGCCAGAUUGCCGGAAUCACGCCAGCCGAAACCGCCGGACCCGCGCUGGCGCAGCUCCAAUGACCCGGGCCGGCGAAAUGCCGACAAAGAGGCCAAACUCCGCGCGUUCACCUUAGUCUUAACCCCUUGUACUGACUCCAUUUUGAAAACUGGAAAAAGGCUUCGAAGCAGAAGUUGACGAUUUAUUCAGAUCGACAGCGAUCAAACGGCAAGGCGAAACAGAAACAGACUCAGGCGUAAAGCUGGGCGGUACACCGAAAAUUUACCGUUACCAUCACGAUGACCGACGUAAUUUUGACCAUGUCGGUAAAUUCAGUAAUUUGAUCAAACAAGAAAAUACCGUCUUUUCAUCUCGCAUUGACCCUGUGCUGUUUGGCUAUGUUAAUUCUCCUUUAAGAAAGCAGUCAGUGUGCUUACGUAUGAAGUCACGUGGUUAUCAGGAACUCAAACAGAAGCCGGUAGGCUAACGCUAGCGGCUAACACUACAAGCAAACGUGAUGGAGUCAGGCUUAAGGGAGCUUCGCCAAACUUUCAUCUGACGUUAAGUAGACUCUUGGCGGCCUCCAGUCCAGAGUGAGUCGGGGUGCGCCAACGUGGUGUCAGCGGCACCGUGCCAGUCGGACCCUCAGCAAUAUGAGUCGCAGUACGCAAGGCUGCGCUGUUUCUUGUCAGAAGUAGACAUCUCAUGGGCGAAAGAAGUGAGCGUGAUCCUCUACCCGCUCUUCGUCUACCUCCAUCUGGACAUGGUGCGAUGCGGCCUAAAGUCGGCGGUGGACGGCUUCUACGCACGAUUCCAUGCCGCCUUCUUGCAGGAUGGCGAACAGCGCGCGACUGUGGAGCAGCUGCGCCAUGUGCUCAGCGCUCAGGACGUGGCGGCAAGCCCGCGGCUCACCGCCUUCCUACAGCACAAAUACGUGGUGCGUCUAACCGAGGGCGCCCACGGCUAUCUGCUACGUUACCUUCAAAGCGAUGACAACGCUACCAUCUGCAGGGUACUCGUUGCACACUUGCAGCUAGAGGUAAGCGCCUCUAGGCGAACUGACUACCAACUUUACGGGACGGCAGGCGGAUCCACCCCAUCCACCGGUGCCCUUAACUCCACCUGGGUGGGAGCUGAUGUCUGCGAGGGCAGCGAAACUGCCGCUUCGGACGCAGAUCCAGCUAGCGCCCCGCAGAGCGAGGCGGCCCUGGAGGCGUUGCGCGACUGUAUCAAGAAAGUUCGCGAGGGGCCGCCGUCCCUCACCACCGUGUGCUUCUACGCCUUCCAGCACACAGAGCAGCUGCUCAACACGGCGGAGGUGUCGCCCGACAGCCGCCUGCUAGCCGCCGGAUUCGACAACUCUGCCGUUAAGUUGUGGAGCCUCCACGCACGUAAACUCAAGGCCAAGCCACACGUGACUGAUGUGUCGCAAGUGCGCUUGGCUUGCGACGUCUUGGAGGAGCAAAUGGACGAGGAGGAGGCGUCGGGCAGCGAGAUAAAGAUGCUACGCGGACACAGCGGCCCCGUAUUCCGGACCGCCUUCCUGACGGAUAGCUCCGGCCUGCUCUCAUGCUCGGAGGACACAAGCAUACGCUACUGGGACUUGGGCAGUUUUACAAACACGGCUCUCUACCAAGGCCACGCCUACCCGGUUUGGGACGUGGACGUCAGUCCGUGUAGCCUGUACUUCGCUAGCGGCUCCCACGACCGAACCGCCCGCCUCUGGACCUUCUCGCGCACAUACCCGUUGCGCCUCUACGCCGGGCACCUUGCGGAUGUGGACUGCGUCAAGUUCCACCCCAACUCCAACUACCUGGCCACAGGCUCUAGCGACAAGACAGUGCGGCUGUGGAGCACGCAACAGGGAGCGUCGGUGCGCCUCUUCACCGGCCACCGGGGACCCGUCCUAGCGUUGGCCUUCUCACCCAAUGGCAAGUACUUAGCGUCGGGCGGCGAGGACCAGCGUGUUAAACUGUGGGACCUGGCCUCAGGGACACUCUUCAAGGACCUACGGGGCCACACGGACAGCGUCACCGGCCUGUCCUUUAGCCCGGACAGCAGCCUAGUGGCGUCCUCGUCCACCGACAACUCUGUACGGGUGUGGGACGUUCGAAACUCCCACGGUGCCACGCCGCCUGACGGCUCGUCUGCCGAGCUGGUGGGCUCGUACACGGGAAACACUAGCAACGUUCUCAACGUGCAAUUCAUGGCAUGUAAUCUGCUGCUGGUGACGGGCACCGCGCAGGAUAAAACGGAAGCAUAGCCUGGUGGAUGAUCUUGUUGGACCAGGCGAGGGAAAAAACAACCAAUUAUGAGAUGCGGACACUUAAAUGGUGUGGGACAUCCUUGCCAGUUCAUUUACUUGUUUACUAAGGGAAAAAUAAUUAGAAGUAAACAUGAGCUUUGCUAUGCGGUGUUUAACAUCCUUGCAAAGCAGCACAAUAUACAUUCUCUUGGAUGGUUAGGAUGUUCACGUGAGUCAAGGGAAAAAAAUAUUUGUCAAAAAAAAGUACAAGACUUUUCAUGGAUAGUUAAGUGUGAAUACCAACAAGUGGAUGCACAGGAUCACCCUUUAUAGGGCAAGUUAAUGUCCACAUAAGUGGGCAUCACAUUUUGAGUCAUUGAGGCCACAUCAUUACCAAUUGCUAUAUAAGUGUGGCCUCCUUGACCCAAAAUGUUAUGUUCACAUAUGGACGCAAGGUCUCAGUUAAAAUGAUAUAUUUUUGUUUCAUAUUUUAUAAGACAAAACUAAUACAGUUAAGAUUAUUUAAAAAAAACAAAACAAAAAAAACAGUCUGACUAUGUCCCCAAGCAACACUAUAGUUGUUUUUUUUUUGUUUUCACUCAAGGUAUUUAACAUUUUGCCAGCAUUGACAACGAUAGAUGUCUAAUUUGUUUAAACUGGGAGGUCACUGCUCAUCUUUCAAUGCCACUGAUGACGCUUGACGUUCAAUUCAUUUGGAUUCCCAUUCCAAAUGGAUUGAAUGUCAAGCGCAAGCAAGCAAAUGAUCACUGAAGUCCUCCCAGUCAAAAUGGAUUACAUGUCUAGCGCUAUCAAUGGCACCCAAUGACUUGAAUGCCCUAUAAAGGGUUAAAUGUGCCUUCUGCCGUCUAGUUAUUCUGUCACUGGCAUAUUGAAAGACAAGAGCUACAUUAUUUGUAGUCAAUUAUCAGACCACUUACGUGAAAUUGGUUAAUUUAUCGCGGCACACUUUAUUACGUGUCUUGCACAGUGGUUAGGAAUCACUGAUGUCAAUGUUUAUUUCUGUAAAGAGAAAUUUGUCACUAGUGGUGUUUGUAUAUUUAAACACAGUUUCACAGGUGAAGUAUGUAAAUAUCAUAGUUUAUUUUUGUAAGAUGUUGCUUCGCCAGCGCUCCAAAGAAGCACAUUUUUCUUUUUACUCCCAAGUUGUUUGGAUGUUUGUUACCUCUUUGUUUCUCAGUCAACUUUGGUUUGUUGCCUCUUGUGACUUUAAAAUAAAUCAUGUGAUUUUUUU